AUGGAUUACUUGAAUAGUAUAUUAUCCCAGCAAAACCAGGUUCAGCUGGUAGAGGAAGCAAUUCCUACUCUUUGUAAUAGACUACAGCAUGCCACCUUGUCCUCAGAUAGAAGAUCAGCUGUAUUGGGAUUAAAAAGUUUCAGUAGACAAUAUAGAGAGUCUGUUGUUGAAUAUGGUUUAAGGGCAUUGAUUAUAACAUUGAAGAAGGACUCCUCGAAUCCUGUUAUUAUUAAGGCGAUUUUGGAAACGUUACUUAUUCUAUUUAUUAGAGGUGAAGGAGACGAUGAUUUGACUCGAGGAUGGAUUUCACAACAAUCAAGACUCCAGAAUGGAAAAUAUCCAUCUCCAAUAUUGAUGAAUGAUGGGUCCAUUGAUCACUUUUCUUUGUGGAUCGCCGACGAGCUUACCCAAGACGAAGAGUGCAUUUCGUUAUUACUUGAGAUAUUACUGGAGAAUGACAACUUCCACAUUAGGUUAUACACCUUGCAAUUACUAGAAGCAUUAGUAUCAACAAGAGGGGAAAAAACUAAGGACUGUUUAUUGAAUAUACCAACGGCCGUUUCUACUUUGGUUUCUCUCUUGAAUGAUUCACAUGAUCCUGUUAGAAAUGAAGCCAUUUUGCUUUUAAUGGCAAUCGCUAAUCGUAAUUUUAAUAUCCAAAAGCUAGUUGCAUUUGAAAACACUUUUGAUAGUCUUUUUGAUAUUAUUGAUGAAGAAGGAGGAAUAAGAGGCUCUAUUCUUGUACAAGAUUGCCUAACGUUAAUUACCAAUUUAUUGCAGUAUAAUGCAUCUAAUCAGAAAUUUUUCCUAGAAACCCAAUGUAUCCCGCGUUUAGCUAAGUUAUUGGGAGAGCCUGUUGAAGAUGAUGCGGAUAGUGGUAUGACGGAUGAAAACGGUAUGCCUAUAGUUGCACCACCUAUGGUAUGGACGGAACAGAGACUACAGAACAUGGUUAUUGCCUUGGAAAUAUGUAGAAUAUUAGUCUCCGAAGACAAUGAAUCACUACAAGUUAACCAAGAGAAACUCUUUCAGUCUGGUGUUUCGUUUAUCGUUUUGAAACUAGUUUUCUCGCCAGUAACAGCUAAUGCAGUAAGAUCAAUCGCGUUGCUCACGACGGCAGAUUUAAUAAGCAGUAAUCCGGAUAUUCAGUUACAAUUUUCACAAAUUGAUGUGCCUUAUAUUGAUCCGUCUAUGCCGACUCAACUAAAGUCGUACGAUAGGCCGAUCCCUGUCACUGUCGCAUUGCUCAACUGGACACUAUUCAUUAAUUCAGUCCACGUAUUUGAUAUAAGAAUGGGUGCAGCAUUGUGCUUACAUGCAUAUUUUAAAGAAAAUAAGGAUUCAAAGUCAGCCUUUUUAACGGAUCAAAUAAAGGCCUAUGCGGACCCUGAAUAUUUCUCAAAUUUGGGUGACAAUAAAGAAGACAAAACAGAUGAUGCUACAAAAGACAACGUCGUUAACAAUGGAUCUUCUAAUAAUGAAGUGAAUUCAGUAGUUGAUGAGAAGCCGCAAGAUGAAAAUACUAUUCCUACGCCCUUUGGAAAUAUAUUUGCAACCUUAAUGGAUUAUGAUGCUGAUAUUAAACUAAACCCAUACAGAUUAUGGUUUGCCUCUAUUAUUUUGAUCUAUCUUUUUGAAGAAUAUGAAGAAAACAAAAUCGCGGCGCAGAAGGUUUAUACUGGUGACGAAAGUGCUGGUGAAGAAGUGAUGAGUUCAAUUCAAGCCAUAUCAGGUUUAUUAAUAACAACCUUAGAUAAUAUGGAUCCGCGUAUCUCGAUUGGUUAUUUAAUGUUAUUAACUGUUUGGUUGUACGAAGAUUUCAAUGCCGUAAAUGAAUUUUUAGAUGACUCGUCAAUUAUUAAGUCCAUAUUGGCAUUCUUAUCUAAUAAUUCCUCAGAGCUGACUGUGUUGGUUCAUGGUAUGGCUACAAUUUUAUUAGGUGUAGUAUAUGAAUUCUCAUCGAAAGAAUCCCCUAUACCUAGGCUUGAAUUACAUUCUCUUCUAGUUAAGGCAAUGGGCAGAGAUAACUAUUCUUUGAAGGUAAGGCAAUUUAAGGAUAAUGAGCUUUUCAAAAGUUUCGACGAUGAAUCACCCUUAAGUAAUACUAAAGAUCAGACCGGUUUGCCUGAUGUUUACUUUGGAACUAUUUAUGUAAAUUUGAUCAAAGAAAAUUUCCCUCGAUUGAAGAGAGCAUUAUUUCAUGACCCGCAUGCCGAACCUCAGGGACAUAUAUCGUUCGAGCUUUACGAAGAGUUAGACACAAAACAUAAUUUACUUAAAACUCAAUUAGAAGAGGAGAAAGUCAAAGCUUCUGAGACAGAAACGAAACUUCAUGAAGAAAUUAAUAAAUUGAAUAGAGAUUGUGAAGACGUGAAAUUAAAAUUAGAUAAAGCUUGUAAUGAAUUAAAAGAAUUAGAAAACAAGCAUUCGUCCGUCAGCGAGAAGUACAGCAAUACCCUCAAAAGUUUACAAGCAACAGAGAAAUCAAAGAAAGAGUUCGAAACUUCUUCUGGUAAAUACUUCAAAGAGUUACAAGAAGCCUUAAAAAAAGUAGGGAUCAGUGAUGAUUUGGUUAAAAGCUUAGAACAAAAAUUAGAAAAUUCUGAACAGGCUAGACAAAAGGCCGAAGAUGGUAUAAACAAAAUGAGCAGAGAAUUGUUUCAUCUUAGUAAACAGAAGAAGGAAUCUGAUAGUAAUAUAAAGUCUCAUGAAAAGAAAAUUGACUCUUUGAAGUUAGAGAUUGCCAACAUUACCAAAACAUUUGAAGCGAGAAUUGAAAAGCUACAGAAAGCUAAUGACUUGUUCAAAGAAAAAGUCGAAGAUUUAAAUAAAAAAAUCUCUGAAUCAGUAUCCUAUAAUGAACACAGUGAUAAAAAGUCUCGCGAAAUGAAGGAGAAACUCGAUGAUGUAGAAGCAACUAAUGAACAUUUGAUGGAUAAAUUAAGAUCUGCUGCAUCUGCAUUUCAAGAGAUGAAAUCCGCUAAAGCUUCGUCAGAUAAUGAGAUCGAUAAAUACAAAAUUGAAAUCAAAAGCAAACAGGAUGAAUUUAAUUCAUUGCAGCUGGAAUUUACGUUAUUAAAAGAAGAGAAGGAGAAAAUUAAUAAAGAAUUUGAGUCUUUUAGGUUAGAAUCGUCGGCUGAAGUUGGCAAACUAAAUUCAACCAUCAAUGAUUUAAAGUUAGCUAGAGACUCUUUGGAUAGUAACCAUUCAACCAUUUCUAAUGAAUUUGAAGAAUUGAAAGAGAAAUUGUCACAGGAAUCCAAAAGAUACAGUAAUUUAAAAAUUGAUUAUGACAAACAGCUUGAAUUAUUGAAAUCUGAAAACGAAAAACUUAAGAAAGACUUAGAGGAUAUAGGCAAUUCGAAAGCAAAUGCUGAUGCGAAACAUAGAUCAGUUGAACAUGAAUUGCUGAAUUUCAAGGCAAAACAUACCAAAGUAAAGGAAGAGUUAGAAAAGUCAUUAGAUGCGAAAACAGCAGAGUAUAAUGAUGUUAUAGAAAAGCUAAAAAACAAAGAUAUCAGUAUAGCUUCAUUGAAAGAAACACAUUCGAAAAAAGUAUCAGAGUUAGAUUCUGGUCAUUCUAAGCUUUCACAAGAAUUAGAGGCUGCAAAUUCUAGAUGCUUAGAAAAUGAGAAACGAAUAAAGGAACAUUUGGAUUCAUCUUCUAACCAGGCUAAUCAAAUUUUAGCUUUAGAAAAGGCGAAAGGAGAGUUAGAGACUUCCAUAAAAAACGUAGAGCGAGAAACCAAAAGAUCUACCGAUGAAUUUGAGAAAGAAAAAGCCGAAUUAAACCAAAACUUGACAAAACUUGAAGCUGAAAAACAAAAAGCUGAAAAGAGACUAGACCUGAUGCAGACGGAAAAGGCAAUUGCUGAAAAAGAAUUAACCAAUCUAAAACAAGUACUGGAUGAUAAUAGCAAAUUAGAAACGGAGGUAUCCCAACUAAAAUCAGAGAUUACUCAAUUUAAAGACGAACAUACGUCCAUUAACGAAAAGUUGAGUAGUAAAACUAAAGAGUUAAAAGAGAAGAAAGAUCAAAUUGAAAAUCAAGAAUCCAAACUCGAAGAUCUUGCUAAAUCUUUGGAUAAUGAAAAAAUGCUUGUUAAGGAUUUGAAAGAGAAGAAAGAGGCCUUGGAAACGCGAAUUAAAAAAUUAGAAAAUGAUAUAACUUCUAAUUCUAAAAGUUCCAAAGAAAUGCAAACGAAGAAUGAGAAUUUGGAAACCAAAUUAAAAUCAACUGAAAAGGAUUUAUCGUCUCUGAAAUCAGAAUUUGCUAAUGAAACCAAGAUUCUCAAAGAUCAAAUAGCUGACCAUGAGGUGAGUAUUUCGGGUCUUAAAGCUGACUUAGAUAAAAAGGUUCAGGAGGUGGAAAAAGAACGAAACAUGUUGAGUGAAAAUUCGGAAACAGUUAUUAAAGAAUAUGGUGAUAAAAUAAAAGAAUUAGAAAAGACACUUGGUAUUGCGAAAACUGCUCACGAAUCGAAGUUAAAUGCAAUGUCGAAAGAAAAAAAACUUGCGGAUGAAAGCGUCAAAUCUAUAAAUAUUGAAUUUGAAAUCCAUAAAAACAACACAAAUGAAUCUACUGCUAAACUCACAAAAGAAAUUGAGUCAUUAAAUGUUAAAUUAGAGAAUGAAAAGAAACUUUCGACUUCAAAGCUUUCUGAGAGAGAAGCAGAAUUGAAAAAGGAAUCUGAAUCCUUGAAGGCUACAGAAAAACAGCUCAAAGAUGAAAUUGAGAAUCUUAAGAAAGAGAAAGAUGUUGUAAAUAAUAAUUAUCAACUGAAAAAUCUAGAGUUUUCUACCUUGGAAAAAGAUUUGGCUUCUAAAGUAGAAGAAAUAAAGUCUAUUAAUAAAGUGACUGAAUCAUAUAAGAAGGAAUCAGACGAUGGAAAAUCCAAAAUUGAACGACUUGAAAAAGACCUAGAAGCUGCUCAGAAGUUUGGGGAUGAAACUAAGGAGGAAUUGGACUCCCUUAAUCAAAAGAUUGAGGAAUUGAAGAGUGUAAAUUCCAAUACAGAAGAAACUUGGACUAACAAGCUUAAGGAAUCUGAAUCUAGUUAUGCUGCUCUUGACGAACAGAAAAAAUCGAUAUCUCAAGAAUUGUCAGCUUUAAAAUCUUCCGAUAAGGCAGCUUCAGAAAUGACGAAGCAAUUGGAAAACGAACUUCAGACUUUGAAGGAUGAUAUUGAAGAAAAAUCGAAAUCAAAAAAAGAAUUAGAGGAGAAAUCUACAACUCUUUCUUCAACGAUUAACGAACUUGAAAAUAAACUUGAUGUCAUGAGAAAAGAAUUGGAUUCUGAAAAAUCUAUAAUAGAAAAAUUAUCUGCCGAGUUGAAAGAACAUUCAAAACUGUCGGCUGAUUUGAAAGAAUAUAAAGAGAAAUUUGAAGAGCUAGAAAAGGACCAUGAACAAUUAAAGAAGAAAUUUGAUGCAGAAGGAAAUAUUCAUAGUGAAAAAAUGAAAGAACUAAAAUCUAAGGUUGAUUCCUUACAAGAUGACCUGACAGCAGCAAUCGAUUUAAAAGAUAAAAUUGAAAGCCUCAAUCAAGAAUUAGUAUCAACUAAGAGAACAAAGGAUGAUGAAAUCAAAAAACUCACCAAAGAAUUAGAGUCCACCCACACUUUAAAGAAAAAUGAAAAAGAAUUGAAAAAAGACUUGAAUAGUUCAAAGGCAAAUAUAUCAACGUUGAAAGAAGAUUUAAAUGUAUCCAAGGAGAAUGAAACAAAAUUGAAACAAGAGCUAGAAAUUUCAAAGAAAAAUGAAGAUUCAUUAAACAAAGAACUAGAAUCAUUGAAAUCUAGCCAGACAAAUAAAGAGAGAGACAAUAAAGACUUCGACUCUCAAAAGGCUAAAUUUUUAGAAAGCGAGAAAAAGCUCAAGGAAGAGGUAGAAUCGUUGAAAAAGAAAUUGAAGGAACAGUCCUCGAGCAUGGUACCAAGGUCAGAGUUGGAUGACUUAAUGCUACUCAUGUCAGAUAUUGACGAGCAUAAUAAGAAGUAUAAAAAACAGUUGAAAGCUUUGGGCCAUGAUAUUUCAAGUGACGAAGAAAGCGACGAAGAUGACGACGAUGAGGACGAUGAAGAUGAUGAAGAUGAUGAUUGA
Debaryomyces tyrocola is the source of this 6102-nucleotide messenger RNA. The record is from the annotation of a GenBank genome assembly. NCBI's taxonomy places the organism in Eukaryota, Fungi, Ascomycota, Pichiomycetes, Serinales, Debaryomycetaceae.